Canis lupus familiaris (dog) is the source of this 2101-nucleotide messenger RNA. RefSeq names its product protein disulfide isomerase like, testis expressed (gene PDILT). The record is from RefSeq and is a predicted model, not a curated record. The transcript has 12 exons. Gene Ontology annotation, biological process: protein folding. Gene Ontology annotation, cellular component: endoplasmic reticulum. NCBI's taxonomy places the organism in Eukaryota, Metazoa, Chordata, Mammalia, Carnivora, Canidae. The coding region runs from base 282 to 2024 and encodes 580 amino acids.
GGGAAGAAAAGAAGGCCUAGAAAGAGUACCUGAGAGUGGGUUGGGGGAAGUUAAUGAAUGGUUUUAAACAGAGUGAUCUGAAAGACCCAGGUUGAGGAGGAGGUGUUUGAGCAAAGACUUGGAGGAGAUAAGAGAGAACCUGAAUACAGCCGAGUGAAGUGCUGUCAGCAGAAGAAACUACAAAUGCCCCUGAGAUGAGAAUGUGAUUGUCAUAUUGGAGGAAUGACAAGAAGGCCAGUGUGGCUAGAACAGGAAGUGGGACAGACGCUAGGAGGACAGCCAUGAAGCUGCUAUGGAUGGCCCUGCUGCUAGUGGCCAUUUGCGUCUCCACUGUCCAGGGCUUGCCAGAGGAGGAUUUUAGGGAAGCCAGCAUCAACAUAUCCCAGCCCUUGCAUAUCGUGGAGGAAGGCAACCUGUUAGUGCUAACACCUCCUGGCCUAAUCCAGAUGCUGAACCAGACUCGUUUCCUCAUGGUGCUUUUCCACAACCCAUCCUCCAAACAAUCCAGGAACCUGGCUAAGGAGUUGGGCAAAGCCGUGGAAGUCAUGGGCAAAGGCAAGAAUGGGCUCGGCUUUGGCAAAGUGGACAUUACAGUCGAGAAGGAACUUCAGAAGGAGUUUGAUGUUAAGAAGGCCCCAGAGUUGAAGCUGUUCUUUGAAGGCAACAGGUCGGAACCCAUCAGUUGCAAAGGAGUGGUUGAAUCUGCUGCCUUGGUCGUUUGGUUGAGAAGACAAAUUAGCCAGAAAGCAUUUUUGUUCAAUAACACCCAGCAAGUGUUAGAGUUUGUGAAAUCUAGGCCCUUGGUCAUUGUUGGCUUCUUCCAGGAUUUAGAGGAAGAAGUGGCAGAGUUGUUCUUUGAUAUGAUCAAAGACUUCCCAGAACUAACAUUUGGAGUAAUAUCAAUUAGCAAUGCCAUUGGGCGUUUCCAUGUCACCCUUGACAGUCUUCUGGUAUUCAAAAAGGGAAAAAUUGUGAAACGCGAGGAGCUUAUUAAUGACAUUACCAACAAACAAGUCAUCAAUCAAGUCAUAAAACAGCACCUCACAGAUUUUGUUAUUGAAUACAACACUGAGAACAAGGACCUGAUUUAUGAAUUGCAUAUCCUGAAUCACAUGCUGCUCUUCGCCUCCAAAAGCUCAGAAUCAUUUGGUAUGAUAAUGAAGCAUUAUAAGUUGGCAUCAAAGGAAUUUACAAACAAGAUCCUUUUCAUCCUUGUGGAUGCAGAUGAACCCAGAAACGGACACAUCUUCAAAUAUUUCAGGAUCACAGAGGUUAAUAUCCCAUGUGUCCAAAUCUUAAACUUAAGUUCUGAUGCGAGGUACAAAAUGCCUUCUGAGGAGAUAACCUAUGAAAAUCUCAAGAAAUUUGGCCGCAGCUUCCUGAAUAGAAGUGCCAAGAAACAUCAAUCCAGUGAAGACAUUCCAAAAUAUUGGGACCAGGGGCCAGUUAAGCAGCUCGUUGGGAAGAACUUCAACGUGGUGGUCUUUGACAAGGAAAGGGAUGUAUUUGUGAUGUUCUAUGCACCCUGGUCAGAAAAGUGUAAGGCGUUGUUCCCAGUGUUGGAGGAGUUGGGCAGAAAGUAUCAAAACCACUCGACAGUCACCAUUGCCAAGAUUGACAUCACGGCAAAUGAAAUUCAGCUAAUGUACCUAGACCGGUACCCCUUUUUCAACCUGUUCCCCACCGACACUCAACAAGCUAUAAUGUAUACAGGAGAACAUACCAUGAAGGGCUUUUCUGACUUCCUGGAAAGUCAAAUCAAGACCAGGAUUGAGGAUGAGGAUGAGCUGUUGUCUAUUGAGGAAAGUGAAUUGACAGAAGAGGAGGCAUUAGCUGAAGAAAAGAAGUUACCUUUUAUCAAGGAAGAGUUAACUGAACAGAAGGUGCUUGAGCUGGAGAAUGUGACAAAGCUGGAAGAGCCAGCUGGGCAGAAGGAAACAGCCAAGGAGGAGAAAGAAAAGGUGGCUAAGCCAAAGGGACCUCCAAAACAAGAGAAGAAACCAAAAGUGAAGGAAGAACUGUAGUUUCUCCAAAGCCAAGAGCCAUUUCCCAGGUCCUGGCAUCAUUUUCUAAAUGGAUAUAGUCCAAAAAAAUUAUAUAU